AUGCUGCUGCUUCUUCAUGUGCUGAUGCUGUCGCUUCUCUCCGGUGGUUCAGUCAAAGUUGUGCAGAAUUUUGAAAGUGGCUGUGGUCAAUUGUUUGCAAAUGGAAAAUCACCAACAAGAUUUCCUGGUCCACAAUACAGGCAGAUCUGCCAAACUCUAAAUAAUGAUGUUUAUUAUGCCACAUUCUAUGACACUGACAACAAGAUCCCCGUGUACUCUCCAGCAUAUCCAGCAAAUGGUGGUCACACUGUCUUUUAUGCCACCUUCACUCUCACCAAUGCUGCUCCACAAGGCAAAUGUUUUAACAGAAUUCUUUGGUGGGAUGAAGAACAAUUGCUGGGAACGCAUCUGAAAACAGCAUGUAGUUCACAACGUGUUUACAUUGUGACAGGGGUGGUACCAGGCACUCAUAGCAUAAACAAUAGAGUGAACGUGCCUAGUCAUUUCUGGACUGCAUUCUGCUGCUUAGACAACAAUUAG
Molecule: messenger RNA, 480 nt
Organism: Sinocyclocheilus grahami
Lineage: Eukaryota; Metazoa; Chordata; Actinopteri; Cypriniformes; Cyprinidae
Product: endonuclease domain-containing 1 protein-like
Exons: 2
Coding region: 1-480 (159 amino acids)
Molecular function (GO): nucleic acid binding; hydrolase activity; metal ion binding
Source: RefSeq, a predicted model, not a curated record